CCACUCUCUUACAAGAUGAAGUAUACUAGCCAAACUGGACUUCUUUCAAGUGUUACAAAACACACAAAAAGAGAACAGAAACAUGUCAUGUUCAAUCUGGAAGUGGACGCAAAACAUGCACCAUUCACAACUAAACCCUUCACAGGACUCUUCAACCCGUUCGCUAGAGGAUGUUCCAUUUUGUGCAAUCAUCCUGCUGUUCCGGAAGUCAAAAAGAUGUUACAAAGAGCAAAAGGAUAUUUGGGUGAAGAAGGAAAAUCUGUAAUCUUGCCAGACGAUGUAGCUGCAAUACGUGCUGAAUUGGAAGUGUUCCAAUUAAAAAACAAAGGAUUAUAUUCCGGGCCAUCUAAUCAAGUGAUGGAACAACCUGACAUUACUGAAAUAGUCCCGGAAGAAAUGUUUCGAAAAUAUACCGAGACAGAUUCACGUCCACUAACGCCUACUCCAACAUUAGCAAGCGCACAUACAAGGGCUUCAGCGACACGAAGAUGUGUCACACCUGAUCCAAUCGUAACAUCAGAGAUUAAAGAGAAAACGCUGUUGGUAUUAGAUUUACGAAGAAGUCAUAGUCAAGAGACCUUAUCUUGCUAUGGCGGUAGUACUAGUAUGAAUGAAAUGCCUUUGAUUCGAAUUAUGAAUGUAAAUUUAACGCCUGCAUCAUCACGACACAGUUUACUACUUGAGAAAAGACAACAACAUGGUAAUAAUAUGCAAUUGUUUAAAAAUAUGUCCAAAUCACCCCGAACGCUGGAAGAUGAUAAAACUCGUCUGCAGUUUUCUAGUAACAACUUAAACGUGCCAGUUGAUGAUCUAGAUGAUCAAGAUGAUCCAAAUUCAGAUAAUAAUGAAGAGUAUAUUAAAAGACGUGGAAGAAAAAGGAAGAAACGACGUGCGUCUUCAAGUGUUUCUAUUUUUCGUACCACUACCGAUCCGGAAACACUUGUGGCUGGAUUAACAACGGAAUCAAAGAAUCCCAGCGCGCGGCCAUCUUUAAACGAACAGCACCUUGAGGAUAUGUCGAAAUUUGUCAAAGAUAAACUGGAUUCAGAUCGAUGUUUUAAUGUGGAUUCGUUCUUAGACUAUGAAAGUUUACGACAAUUGCGUCGCGAGCUAACGAAUGAAGUUGUCGACAUGGAAUUUGACGUUCGACGUAAAAUUGCUCUCGAAGAAGCGUUGAAGACUAUAACAAACAUGCGUGUUGAUUGUGACGAAUUGAAACAGUUGCAGAAACAUUGUUUUCAGCCUCAAAUUGAUUCGAAUUUUAGGUUUAGUAUACCACAAAAGUUUUCCAGGGGUAGUGUUCGAUUUGAAUUGCCAAUGGAUAGUCGUGUUUUAAAUCACAUGACACCAAUGGAAUAUAUUCAAGAUCAUGUUUAUAUUUCAAGCGCCAGAAAAUUACUCUACGUGUUUGUUUUUAAUUUGUAUCGUAUUCGACCUGUAAUCGAUGAGGGAGAAAACAUUCCUUCAAAUGAUCCACAGUUAAACAAUAAAGAAUCUGAUGUUAAAGAUGGAUCGGAAUUGCAUCUGCCAGUUGAUGAUAUUAUUCGAGAAAUAUCUGGAACUAAUAUAAUACCAGCUCUUGGUGUAUUAAUGAAUAAACCAUUAAAUGAAACGCAAGCAACUAAUUUUCACGCAUUAAUGGGAUGGCUAUUUGAUGCAACGUACAGUUUUCGUACAUUUAGUGCAAUUUGCGCUAUUUGUGAACGAUUGUUAGCUGCUGAGUUUUAUCCAAAUUUGCCAGGGAGACAAGAAGAUCCAUGUGAAGCUAUUGAAAUAAUCGAUUUUGAAUCGCUGGAGAAGAAAACAAAGGGCAAGGUGAUGGAUGAAAGAUUGCUGAAGUUAUUGCACAUGUUAAAAGUGGCAUAGCAAGUUUGCUAAUAAGUGUUUACGGUCCAGUGUAUAUUUUUAUACAUUGCAUAUGUGUUUGUCUGUGUUUUGUAGUUUAAAUUCUUUAGAAAUUCGG
Messenger RNA from Dalotia coriaria, 1963 nucleotides. RefSeq lists its product as uncharacterized. Bases 16 to 1866 code for a protein of 616 amino acids. NCBI's taxonomy places the organism in Eukaryota, Metazoa, Arthropoda, Insecta, Coleoptera, Staphylinidae. The record is from RefSeq and is a predicted model, not a curated record. The transcript has 6 exons.